AUGAAGCAACAGCUCCAGAAUCAGACUCCUGAUCAACGACGCCAGUCUCUUUUGGGUGAUUUCCCUGCUGCAGCAUUGAAGCGAACAGCUGAAGUGGAAGCACCAGAACUGGCGAAACGCUUGAAGAGCGGCUUCUAUGCCACUUUGAUGGUGUCUCUGUCCCAAAAGGAGCUUCAAGAGAAGAGAGGACGUCGUCCAGGUCAUCAACAUGCAAGUGAAUGGCUGUCUCGACGUGAGUUGGAGACAUUGAAGGAGGUGGUUGACUUGCCAGUGACGGCGAUGAUCGUGGAAGAGAAGGCUGCAGAGGUGUCCACACGUCCCCGAAGGAAGGACGUGCAGGGUGCUUAUGUCCAACAUGGUGAUCGGCUUUAUCAGGUUCCAUGGCCAGAAGAAAGGAUGUAUGCCUGGAAGAACUUCGUUCACCAAGAUCGCUUGGCUCGACGUGCUUGUCAGAUCUUUCUUCUGAAGAUGAAGGCCAAUGGCAAGGAACUGGAUCCUCGGCAUUUCUCUCCUGAUGAGAAAGUCCAGGACGAUAAGUCGGAUGAGGCUGAGUGGUUGUCAUGGAUUCGCAACAAGGUUGUGCAGUUGGUUCCUCCGGAGCGUGCGAAAAAG
Molecule: messenger RNA, 612 nt
Organism: Durusdinium trenchii
Lineage: Eukaryota; Dinophyceae; Suessiales; Symbiodiniaceae
Source: the annotation of a GenBank genome assembly